This is a messenger RNA of Mercurialis annua (annual mercury), 1850 nucleotides long. Its product is annotated as protein HOTHEAD-like. The record is from RefSeq and is a predicted model, not a curated record. Lineage: Eukaryota; Viridiplantae; Streptophyta; Magnoliopsida; Malpighiales; Euphorbiaceae. The transcript has 3 exons. The coding region runs from base 45 to 1658 and encodes 537 amino acids. Gene Ontology annotation, molecular function: oxidoreductase activity, acting on CH-OH group of donors; flavin adenine dinucleotide binding.
CUUUUAAGUAAUUCUUUUGGCAGAGAAGUUGGAAAAGCAAAAAGAUGAAUUAUUUAGUAACCAUCCAUGGUCGUUGGCUUCUCACAGCUUUUCUCGUUUUGACUGUUCACUUGUCCGAAUCUUCUCCAGUGCCUCAAGGAAAAAGGCUCCCGUUCCUGACUUCAGAUGUUAAAGAGGUCUCGAAAAAGUCUUUUGAUUUCAUUAUAGUUGGGGGAGGCACCGCAGGUUGUCCCCUGGCGGCAACUCUCUCAGAAAAGUACUCUGUGCUUGUAGUAGAACGAGGUGGUUCUCCUUACGAAAAUCCAUUAGUAUGGAAUCGGAUGUAUUAUGGUCUCGCGCUUCUUCAAACUGAUGAAUUUUCAUCAGCGGCUCAAAGGUUUACGUCCGAGGAAGGAGUUCCGAGUCAUAGAGGACGAGUUCUUGGAGGAUCUUCAGGGAUAAAUGCCGCCUUCUAUAGUAGAGCUAGCGAUGAUUUUGUUAAAAGAGUUGGGUGGGAUGAAGAAUUGGUGAAGGAAGCUUAUGAGUGGGUGGAGUCUAGAGUUGUUUUUAAACCCGAGCUUACCGCUUGGCAAUCUGCUCUUAAAUUUUGUUUGCUUGAAGCAGGAUUUCUUCCUUAUAAUGGGUUUAUCUGGGAACAUAUUGAGGGAACAAAGAUUGGUGGAACUAUCUAUGAUAAAAAUGGAACAAGGCAUACCUCAGCUGAUCUUCUGAGAGCAGGAAAUCCAGAAAAAAUCACAGUUCUUCUGAAUGCAACAGUAAAGAACAUCAUUUUCCAUGGCAAUGGAAAUGAAAGGAUAGCUCGUGGCAUUAGGUUCAUCAAGAGCGAUGGCAGCACCAAUCAAACUUAUGAAGCUUACCUCAAGGAACCUGAGGAUUCGAGCUUGAAGGGAGAAGUUAUAUUGUCAGCAGGAGCAUUAGGCAGCCCGCAAAUACUUAUGCUAAGUGGCAUAGGACCAGAAAAACAUCUUAAGGAUUUCGGCAUCCCACUCGUGCUGAACCUGAAAGGAGUCGGAAGAGAGAUGCAAGACAACCCUGCUAUUGCGUAUAUACCUGACUCAAAAGCCAAAUAUCAACUGUCGGAUACUCCUCAAGUCGCAGGCAUUGCAAAAGACUUCAAAUUCAUCAUAGAAGGCGGGAUUGUACCAAUAAACUCGAGUUCAACGUUGACAAGGACUCGAAUUUCCAUUAAGCUUGCAUUUCCGGAAUCGAAAGGGAUGCUGAAACUGAACAGCACAGAUCCUCGGCAGAAUCCUUCGGUCAAAUUCAACUAUCUAUCGAAUAAAAAAGACUUAGACAGUUGUGUCGAGAUGGCUCGGUUGCUGCAAAGGAUAUCGAGGACUAAAUCUGUCGUUAUGUUCUUGAAGAAUGGGGUUCCGAAUAAUCAGACAUCGAGUACCGAUAAGCUGAGAGAAUUCUGUAAGAAGAAUGUGAGAACCUUUUAUCACUAUCAUGGCGGUUGUACGGUCCGCUCGGUUGUCGACAGGGAUUACAAAGUGUAUGGAGUUGAGAACCUGAGGGUAAUUGAUGGAUCAACAUUGUUGGAAUCACCAGGCACAAAUCCUAUGGCUACUCUGUUAAUGCUUGGAAGGUAUCAAGGAAUCAAAAUUCUAAGAGAGAGGGAUAAUAUCUUUGUAUCUAAUAGUCAAAAACAACCUUAGCAAAUCCUUGCAUUUUCUGUUAGGGAAGUGGGAAAAUAAGAGUUGCCAUGAUUCCAAUUCACCACCCUGAUUUGGAAUGGGAAAGUAGGAGUCCUGCUCCUAUUAACAUAGGGACUGGGAAUGUAACAAAAGGUAUGAUUCAUGAAUAUUGAUAUAUAUAUUUCAUAAAAAAACUUUUUUAUUUUUCAUUAA